AUGGGAGCUGCAUCGGAGGAUACUGGCAUUGUGCCAGCAGCCGGAGCCUUGGGAACGGCCAAGACCCAGGGGCCCAGGCCCGGCAACACCAAGUUCCUGGGCCUCGGCUCCGGGCUCCAGCGGAAGUUCGGGGAGGUGACCAUGGCGCGCAACGACCCUGCGGGCACCGUGCCGGAACCCGAGAGCCGGCGCUUCAUGGCGGCGGUGCGCAGGGCCCGGGCGCCCGAGGCCAAACAGCGCAUGUCAGAGUUUGUAGGCACAUCAGAGGCCACAGGCGCCCCGCAGUUCCAGUAA
Molecule: messenger RNA, 294 nt
Organism: Effrenium voratum
Lineage: Eukaryota; Dinophyceae; Suessiales; Symbiodiniaceae
Source: the annotation of a GenBank genome assembly